Molecule: messenger RNA, 4465 nt
Organism: Strongylocentrotus purpuratus (purple sea urchin)
Lineage: Eukaryota; Metazoa; Echinodermata; Echinoidea; Camarodonta; Strongylocentrotidae
Product: zinc finger protein Xfin
Exons: 3
Coding region: 197-3034 (945 amino acids)
Source: RefSeq, a predicted model, not a curated record
UAUUUCAGUCUGAAGUCAGGUUGUUGUUUUUUUCCCAAAAUCAUUUUGCUUCUUAAAAGACACCGUUGUGUUAUUAUUUUGUUUCUUCACUUGAGAUCGAGACGGUUGAGCCGAGAUUUUGAGAUCGAGAGCCAAAAAGCAGCUGCAGCUGCAUGACUAAUUUCAUUUUUAAUGGAAUGCAGGAGUAAGCAGCACAAUGACGACCAGAGAGUGCACUACAGGAGAGCAUGACAAGCUCCUGGAAGAUGAAACCAGGUAUCAUUCUGUGCAGUGGGAGAAUGCUGGUCAUCAGAUCAAGUGCAUGAAGCAAGAAGACUGGGAAAAAAUAGGCUCUCAAGAACACAAGAUCUUCUUUCUUGGGCCUGGUAUCGCUUCACAAUCUGCAAAAGAGCAAGAUAUCAGUAGUUUGAACACUUCACUGCUCACACUCGAAUGUCAGGAACAGGCACGAGAAGGCUCUUCGACUAAGGAGGGUGGUUAUUCUAACACCACCAACCCUGCAGAAGCUCGAUGUGAAGUCUCGGUCGACCGUCCUCCAAGAACCACCAGAACCACUGAAGAACAUGGUGAAGAUCGUCGUGAAGCAACGACUGAACGUACAGAAGAUAUCCAGAAGCCGUUUCCAUGCCCAGAGUGUGAUAAAAGGUUCCUUCGUAAACGUGACCUAAAAUUGCACAUGAAGUACCACACUGGGGAGGAUCUUCACCCGUGUGAGGAGUGUCAGAAGAAGUUUCAUUCCAAAUGUGUCCUCAGGAAGCACAUGAAGACACACACAGGCAAAAAGCCCCAUGUUUGUUCAGUGUGUAGCGCCAGGUUCUUGAGAAAGACUGCCCUGACGAUGCACUUGCGAAGGCAUACGGAUGAGAAACCGUUUCAGUGCCGUCAAUGUCCGAAGACAUUUAUCGUAAACUAUGAGCUUACAAGCCAUGUGAAGCACAUGCAUGGUGGGGUAAAGGAGCACAAGUGCGGUUAUUGUAGUAAGAGGUUCUUUUCAAGAAGUGACCUCAUUAUACAUGAAAGAACACACACCAACGAGAAGCCGUUUCAAUGUUCGGAGUGUGAUAAAAAGUUUCGUGCAAAGGGUUGCCUUACUGUACAUAUGCGAUUGCAUAAAGGAGAGAUGCAGAAAGGAGAGAUGCUUAAAGGAGAGAUGCAUAAAGGAGAGAUGCAGAAAGGAGAGAUGCAGAAAGUAGAGAUGCUUAAAGGAGAGAUGCAGAAAGGAGGGAUGCUUAAAGGAGAGAUGCAGAAAGGAGAGAUGCUUAAAGGAGAAAAACAUCAGUGUCCCGUCUGUAAUAAGACAUUCAGUCAGAAGUGCUUCGUCAGUGUACACAUGAGAAUCCACAAUGGAAAGCCGCAUAGGUUCCCUCACUUCCUCAGGGGGUUACUCACCAAGUCUGAUCUCGCGCAACAGGUUCAAGCUCAAAGUGGCGAAGAAACAUUUCCGUGCACCAAGUUACUCACCAACUCUGAUCUCGCGCAACAGGUUCGAGCGCAAAGUGGCGAAGAAACGUUUUCGUGCACCAAGUUACUCACCAAGUCUGAUCUUGCGCAACAGGUUCAGACGCAAAGUGGCGAAGAAACAUUUUCGUGCAUCAAGUCAGAUCUCGCGCAACAGGUUCGAGCGCAAAGAGGCGAAGAAACAUUUUUGUGCACCAAGUCCGAUCUCGCGCAACAGGUUCGAGCGCAAAGUGGCGAAGAAACGUUUUCGUGCACCAAGUGUCCUAAGAAAUAUUACACAAAAUCAGAGCUCUCGAAACAUUUCCUGUAUCACCAGACGAAAAAACUUCGAUGUGGAAAGUGUGAUGAGGUAUUCACGUCAGAGGCUCGUUUUGCGCAGCACAUGAGGAGUCAUACAGAAAAGUCUAUGUGUGGUACGUGUGAUAAGGUUUUCAUGUCAAAGGGUCGUCUUGCAAAACACAUGAAGUCUCACUUGUGUGCUGUAUGUAAUGGAAGUUUUAAGACGAAGGCCAUCCUGCUGCAACACAAACGAACGCAUACCAGAGAAAAACGGUUUGCGUGUCCGGAGUGUGGCAAGAAAUUUGUAAGGAAGGCAAGGCUGGCUGUUCACAUGAGGACUCACACUGGUGAAAAGAAUUAUAAAUGCUCACAAUGCGACAAAGCAUUUAACAGAGCUGGUAACCUUGAAAGACAUAAGGUUACAGUACAUACCGGUGUCAAGGCUUUUUCUUGUUCCUUGUGUGAUAUCAAGUUCACUGCCAAGUGGAGUUGCGAUGCCCACAUCGUGAGAUUCCACCCAGAAAAAUGUCUGUAUCAGUGUUCUGAAUGCAGUCGGAAAUUCCUCACAAAGGGUUCCCUCGAGGAUCACCAUUUGAGAAUACAUACUGAUAGCGAAGACACCGGGCCACACCAAUGCAAAGAGUGUGAUGACAAAUUUGCUACAAGGGGUAGUCUACGUGAACACGCUUUGAGAAUGCACCCGAAUGUUGAGCGUAACCAUUGCUCUGAUUGUGAUAAAACUUAUUCUUCGAAGUACUCCCUUGUUGCUCAUAGACAGAUGUUUCACUUGGAGGGAAAGUUACCUGAGUGUGGGGAGUGUGGAAAGCGAUUUAAUUCGAAAGCUUCCUUGCGGUACCACCAAAGAGUCCACCGGGGUGAAAAGCCCUUCCAAUGUCCCGAGUGUGAUGCGAGGUUCCAUCUGAAGACCAUCCUCAAUAACCACAUGAAGAUCCACUUGCAUGAGAAACCUCACAAGUGCCCAGACUGCAGCAUGAGCUUCAUCAAUGGGUAUAACCUUGGAAGACAUCGUAAGAAGCACACGGGUGAGAAGUCCUUUCAGUGCUCCAUUUGUGGCAGGAUGCUGGGAACAAAGCAGGCUCUUAAUGAACACAUGAUGACGCACACCGGGGAACGACCGUUCUGUUGCCAACAUUGCGAUAAAGGUUUUGUUUCAAAGACGGAACUUAGGAGGCAUUUAACGAGACAAGCCAGUGCACAGCCUCAUCCAUGUCCCAAAUGUACAGAGAGCUUUCCUUAUAAGUGCAGCCUUAAGAAUCAUGUGAAAAGUGUGCAUUGACGGAAUCUAUUUCAGAUUGGAACCAAGGGGGUGUUUCACAAGGAUCCCAAGUUGGACUUAACAAUUAUGGAAAGCUAUUAGCAUCUUUGAAAAUAUUUUGUAAAAGUUAUUUUAGAAGGCAUUUAAUGUUCAUUCAUACUUUCUAUUGUCGAGGAGAUUUCAUGUUCUUGAUGUGGAAUUUAUGAAAAGUCUAAAAUACUUGAGUUUUUGCUUUUGAAUAUAUUUUAUUCUAAGGCUACGGAUGGCUCUCCAUGAAUUUUAAGUCCAACUUAGAGUUAAGUUCGACUUGGGAUCUUUGUGAAACACCACCAGGGGCUUGUUUCAUGAAGCCGUCAUAAGUACAAGAUCUAUUUCAUCCCAAUGCUUUUGUUCGACUUGUCUGCCGAGUGUUUCACAAAACUGGUUUUGCAACUUCCCGUCAACAGACUUGUUGCAACUCGAAACCUGUCAUAUCUUUUUAGAACGCCAUCCGAUCUCAAGGCAACUUUAAUGCCCAUCUGUACUAAUUUCCAGGAGGGAUUAGACCACUCUGCAAGGUCACUGACAGGUGAUUAUCUCAUCAAAUCAGCUCUCACUUAACAUAAGAAAAAGUGUAUCAUGGGAGACGAAUGGUUACCAAUUAAGCAGCGUUUGCUUUAUAGAGGGCGCAAGUAGCUAUAAGUAGUACAGUGGGGAUUUAAGCUGGUCUAUGGGCAGCAUAGAAAAGGAAAACUGAAAAAUUAUUUUAACAAUUACUUCUUGAUCUUCAAGCUCUCAUUUCGCCGAUCAGGGGACGUUUCACAAAACUUGUCAUCAGUGACAAAUGACAGUUUUUGUUUUAUGCUUCUGAAAUCCUUGCUUCUGAUUGGUCAUCAGCAGAUUUGUCACUGAUUUUUGUCAUUUGUCCUGGAAAAAAGGCUUUGUGAAACGCCCCCAGUUCUUUUGGGUGUUAAUAUAAAAGCAUUAUAUUCUUAUAGUAAUGCCUAGUAAAAAUUAUUUGUAGAAGUAUGUACAUCGGUCUACCAUAGAAAAGUCACCAAAGAUCGAAUAGUCUGUAUUUCCAGACCCAUGGGAUUGACGACAAUUUUUCAUGUAGACAUUUUUCUAGAUAUUUUUCCAUAUUUCAAGCAUGAACUGAAUAAAAUAUCUUGUUAUCAUUACUUUCUUAACUAAAUAUUAAAUCAUGGUCUUCUUUAGAUUAGAAAUGAGUUAUGGUAUCCUCUUACUUGCAAUAUUGUAUUCGCUCGUCGCCAAAGUUACCUCAAGUUUUGCCAUUUUUUUUAUAAAUUCAAUGUUAAAGUAGGAAGGUAGGAUUUAGGAACACAUGUUUUCAUGCAAACUACAGUGUGUAGGUGUUUGUAUCAUUUUGUGCUACCAUUCUUUUACAUUUUUACUUUUUGAAAUAUACUCAGAUUCAUUUGAAUAUACAUGUAUAUAACUCAGGGAUUAUAU